AUGAAGCGGCAGCCCGUAAUACUGUCACCCUCCACACCAUCUGAGCUUCUCGCCUACGUAAUAGCGCACCACAGAUGCCCGACGACGCUGCUCAUCGGCUGGCCGAGGCAGCAGUUCCUCGAGGCGCUCAUCCAAGACAUCGUUCAGCAGCCACAGACUGAAAACGCGUCCAUGCCUCCCCCAUCCCAGCCUUCCCACCAUGGUCUGCUCCAUCCCCUCCUCCGGCCACCAUCCCUCUUGCAGACGGCGGUCGCGCGUCACAUCAGGCUCGCCUUCAUCCCCUCGGUGGCCCACCUUCGUGCCUACAUCGCCACCUUCGAUCCAUCCGACUCGGCCAUCCCGCCGCCGCCGCCGUCAAGCAGUGGACCGGUCGCCGGCAGCCUAACCUCGGCGCCGCUGCUGCUCGUCUACGGCUUCCUCGAGCUUCACCGCGACGGCAGCCAGUGGUCUGCCCAGGGCCUGAACGCCUCCGCCGCCAGCUUCGUCGAGGUCGCCGCGAGGCACGACUUCCGGCCGACCAUCGUGGAGCCGAGAAAGACGGACGGCGACGAUGAGCUGCGCAGGACGAUGGCGGAGACCAUUCCCAUCCUGACCGGGAGCCGUUUGCGGGACGACGGCACCUGGAGCGGUCACACGGUUCCGGUGGACCGAGUCCUUGCUCGCUGGUUCACGGCCGAAGAGGGCACGACCCGCUGA
Drechmeria coniospora is the source of this 696-nucleotide messenger RNA. RefSeq lists its product as uncharacterized. The record is from RefSeq and is a predicted model, not a curated record. NCBI's taxonomy places the organism in Eukaryota, Fungi, Ascomycota, Sordariomycetes, Hypocreales, Ophiocordycipitaceae. The coding region runs from base 1 to 696 and encodes 231 amino acids. The transcript has a single exon.